AUGUCCUCUAUCUAUCAGUGUCCGGUCUGCGGGCACUUGUCCGAUUUAUCCCAUGCUCUCGCGGUCUUCAUUGAGAACCCCCACUGUCACCAGUGUGGGUUGUCCGCUGCUGAGAGCCAUCUGAAGGUGCAAGAUGAGCUUGCUGCAUUGUUUGACAAGCAAAUGACGAUGGAACGUCCACCGAGUAAAGAAGCAACAAUCUCUUACAGCAUCACUCAACACUACCACCAUUCCUCCCACGUAGCUUUUCCCCACGCAAACCCUGUCCAGGAAGUGGCUGUUCCUUCUACGCCUGAUCCCUCCCUGUCUGUCGAUGGGAUAUUGGCUCAGCAUGGGCUCAAUCCAAGUGCUCUUUCUCCUAGCCAGCUGGAUCUCUUCAAGCAUGCCGAUAUGGAGCAGAGACAGCGGUUGGUCCAAACCUGGUUGCUGUACUCGAAACCAUUGCAACAGCAGACCGAGACUUUGCAGUUCUCCCCCGGUGAAGACCUCGAGAUGGCCUCUUCCGAGGAAGACAGCGAUGAUGGCAAGGAUUAUGCGGAACCAUACAUGAUAAAUGGAUAUACAGGCCAUGUCCCUCCAAAGGAACCGACAACGGGGCAACCCUAUGCCCCGUCCAGAGAUCCUGUGUAUCAAGAUCGGGGAUGUUGGCAGCAUGCCGGGCUGGGGCCGAUGGAAUCACAAUAUGGGGCUUUUGAUGAGAUGAACCGUCAUGAUCCCAGAUACGGUGUGGUUCCAUUUUGA
Molecule: messenger RNA, 741 nt
Organism: Penicillium alfredii
Lineage: Eukaryota; Fungi; Ascomycota; Eurotiomycetes; Eurotiales; Aspergillaceae
Exons: 2
Coding region: 1-741 (246 amino acids)
Source: RefSeq, a predicted model, not a curated record